Messenger RNA from Dunckerocampus dactyliophorus (ringed pipefish), 4293 nucleotides. It is a transcript of the gene myo3b, whose product is annotated as myosin IIIB. Bases 131 to 4126 code for a protein of 1331 amino acids. Lineage: Eukaryota; Metazoa; Chordata; Actinopteri; Syngnathiformes; Syngnathidae. Gene Ontology annotation, cellular component: myosin complex. Gene Ontology annotation, biological process: protein phosphorylation. The record is from RefSeq and is a predicted model, not a curated record. The transcript has 38 exons. Gene Ontology annotation, molecular function: protein binding; protein kinase activity; cytoskeletal motor activity.
ACGCUCAUGGGGAUGCACGGUGGCAGGCGGGGGCUAGGCUAAGCACGCCGCCGUCAAACACAACUUGUUGCUCUGCCUGGCAUUUGUAUUAUGAUCACCAGAGAUGUUUUAUUUUUAACUCUCAGCACCAAUGAGUCAGAAGAAAAUAACGUUUGCCAUGCGGUCAUUGUAUGGAGUCUAUCCCUACAAGUCCAGCAUGAUUGGCUUGGAGAACCUUGGCGAUCCGUCGGCUAACUGGGACAUCGUGGAGACCAUCGGCAAAGGCACGUAUGGAAAAGUCUACAAGGUGACCAACAAGAAGGAUGGGAGUCAGGCAGCGGUCAAAGUGCUGGACCCCAUCAACCAUCCGAGCCACACCAACAGAGGAACGAGAGGAAAACUUUUUUUAGUCUAUCAUGUGGGACAUGCCAUGGCUGACUUCAUGACUUCAGGCAGUAUUAAGGACGUGGAUGAGGAGAUUGAGGCGGAAUACAACAUCUUGAGGUCGCUGUCCAACCAUCCCAACGUGGUGAAGUUUUACGGCAUGUUUUACAAGUCGGAAAAAGUAUCAGGUGGACAACUCUGGCUGGUGCUGGAGCUGUGCAAUGGCGGUUCCGUCACAGAGCUCAUCAAAGGGCUGCUGAUGCGAGGCCAACGUCUCCAGGAGCCCGUUAUAGCGUACAUCCUGUACAGCGCCCUCCUGGGUCUCCAGCACUUGCACAACAACCGGAUUAUCCAUCGUGAUGUCAAAGGCAACAACAUCCUCCUGACGACUGAGGGAGGGGUCAAACUGGUUGACUUUGGGGUUUCAGCCCAGCUGACCAGCGCACGACUGCGAAGGAACACGUCCGUGGGCACCCCGUUUUGGAUGGCUCCUGAGGUCAUCGCGUGUGAGCAGCAGUAUGACUACUCCUAUGACGCCCGCUGUGAUGUGUGGUCUCUGGGCAUCACGGCCAUCGAGCUGGCUGAUGGAGACCCCCCACUGGCAGAGAUGCACCCUGUUAAAGCCCUCUUCAAGAUCCCACGAAAUCCAUCCCCUACGCUGAGACACCCGGACCAGUGGUGCCGAAGUUUCAGUCAUUUCAUCAGCCAGUGUCUAAUCAAGGAUUUCGAGGCACGUCCAUCCGUGACUCACCUUCUAGAGCAUCCCUUCAUCAAGCAGGCCCACGGCAAAGAUGUGGCGCUGCGACAGCAGUUGGCAGCGCUCAUCAAGGAACAGCAAGAACUGGGCUGUGCGGCCAAAACCAAGCACGAACGGAUCAAUACUCGUAAAACCCUCAUCAUAGAAGGCUGUCCUGAUGAUGAUCUGGUCAACCUGGAGUUCUUGGACGAGGAGAUCAUUAUCAGCCAUCUCCACAAGAGGUAUGACGAGCUGCAAGUGUACACGUACGUGGGGGACAUCCUCAUCGCGCUCAAUCCUUUCCAGAACCUCAGCAUCUACUCACCACAGUUUUCUAAGCUAUACCACGGCGUGAAGAGGGCCGACAACCCUCCGCACAUCUUUGCCACGGCGGAUGCAGCCUACCAAAGCAUGGUGACUUUCUGCAAAGAUCAGUGUAUCAUCAUCAGUGGAGAAAGUGGUGCUGGGAAAACUGAGAGCGCUCAUCUGAUUGUUCAACAUCUCACCUUCUUAGGAAAGGCAAACAACAGGACGUUGCGUGAGAAGAUUCUGCAGGUGAACCCUCUUGUGGAGGCCUUUGGGAACGCCUGCACGGCCAUCAACGACAACUCCAGCCGCUUUGGGAAGUACCUGGAGAUGAAGUUCACUCCCACCGGAGCGGUCAUUGGCGCCAAAAUGUCUGAGUACCUGCUGGAGAAGUCGAGGGUCAUCAAGCAGGCGACCGGAGAGAAGAACUUCCACAUCUUUUAUUACAUUUAUGCAGGACUUUACCACCAAGAUGAGCUGAGGACGUACAGAUUACCAGACAGGAUGGCUCCCAGGUACAUUGACAGUCCGUACUGCAAAGUCAUGCAAGACAUCAUCUCCAGCAAACUCUACAAGGAGCAGUUUGAGGUCAUCCAGGAAUGCUUCCGCAACAUUGGAUUUACUGAGGAGGAGGUCAGCUCGGUUUACAGGAUUCUGUCUGCCAUCUUGAACACGGGCAAUAUUGAGUUUGCCGCCAUCACGUCCCAACACCAGACUGAUAAGAGUGAGGUGCCGAAUUCCGAGGCCUUGGAGAACGCUGCUUCCCUCCUUUGCAUCGGGCCAGAGGAGCUCCAGGAGGCGCUGACCUCCCAGUGCGUGGUCACCAGGGGCGAGACCAUCAUCCGCACCAACACGGUGGACAAAGCGGUGGACGUGCGAGACGCCAUGUCCAAAGCGUUGUACGGCCGACUGUUCAGCUGGAUCGUCAACCGCAUCAACACGUUGCUGCAGCCCGACAUGAACAUCUGCGCCGCAGAGAGCGGCAUGAACGUGGGAAUCCUGGACAUCUUUGGCUUUGAAAACUUCAAGAAGAACUCCUUUGAACAAUUGUGCAUCAACAUCGCAAACGAGCAGAUCCAGUUUUACUUCAACCAGCACAUUUUUGCCCUGGAACAGAUGGAGUACCAGAGCGAGGGAGUGGAUGCCAGCCUGGUGGAGUACGAGGACAACAGGCCCAUCCUGGACAUGUUCCUGCAGAAACCCAUGGGUCUGCUCUCCCUGCUGGACGAGGAGAGCCGCUUCCCACAGGCCACCGACCACACGUUAGUGGACAAGUUUGAAGACAAUCUCCGCUGCAAAUACUUUUGGAUACCGAAACGGCUCGAGCUUUCAUUUGGGAUUCUGCACUUUGCAGGAAAGGUGAUGUACAGUGUGACUGGAUUUCUGGAGAAGAACCGAGACACUCUCCCUGCAGACAUCGUGGUCGUGCUGAGAACAUCCGAGAACAAACUUCUGCAGCAGCUCUUCUCCAGCCCUUUAACUAAAAUAGGUAACCUCGCUACGGCGCGAGCACGGGUGAGCGCUGCAUCUCGAUCUCUGCCUCCGCAACUCAACUCAGGACGCAGCAAGUCUCCCAAAUACCUCUUGAAGGUGGACACCAUGGAGAUGAUGCGUCACCCAGACGAAACCACCAACAUGAGGAGACAGACGGUGGCCUCCUAUUUCCGUUACUCACUGAUGGACUUGCUGUCUAAGAUGGUGGUGGGUCAUCCACACUUUGUACGCUGCAUCAAGCCCAACGACGACAGGAAAGCGCUGUGCUUCUGCAAGGACAGGGUGAUGGUGCAGCUGCGCUACACGGGCAUCCUGGAGACGGUCAGCAUCCGCCGCCAGGGCUACUCCCACCGCAUCCGCUUUGAAGAGUUUGUCAACAGGUACUACUACCUUGCAUUCCGGGCUCACCAGAUGCCAGAGACCAGCAAAGAGAAUGUUUCUGCCAUCCUGGAGCGAGCCAAACUGCAAGACUGGGUGCUGGGGAAGACAAAGGUGUUCCUGAGGUACUACCAUGUAGAGCAGCUGAACCUGCUGCUGCGGGAGGUCAUAGCUCGUGUGGUGGUGAUGCAAGCCUACACCAAAGGCUGGCUGCAAGCACGACGCUACCAAAAGCAGAAGGACAAGAGGAACCGCUGUGCUACUGUCAUCCAGUCAGCCUGGAAGGGCUACGUCGCUUGGCAGAACCUCAAGCAAAUGAAGAAGGAGCGAGAAGAGGCAGCUGUCCGUAUCCAGUCAGCUUACAGAGGCCAUCGGGUGCGUCGGGACUGUAGACCUCAGAGGCACAGAUGUAACCCCGAGGCUGGAGGAAGGACCACCAAGGAGGACCAUAUGGGGUCUAAGAGCCCGACGAGUGCGAAUAAGGCGAAUGUCGGGCCCGAGAGCAGAGACAGACACGUGAAAGACACCAAGAGAGACAAAGACGGUGUGACGAAGCCUCGCAGGGAGACAGCCAGGCAGUGUAAACAAGCGGGUCCAGUGAUGAAGCUCCAACAGAGGACUCCUCGCCGGCGGGGCCAGCAGCCCAAGAUGCUUAACAGCCCGGAAGACAGCCUGUACUACAACCAGCUCAACAGAACUCUGGAUUACCAGGGGAGCAAGAGGAAGCCCAGAAAACUUGGUCAAAUCAAAGUGCUGGACGGAGAGGAUGAGUACUACAAAUUACUGUCAAUGGCGGAGUCCAUCCCUGAAGAAGAGUACGAGAGUUCGACCCCCGCCCUCCCCUUCUAGCCAGCCGGAGAUGAGCCUUAACAUCACGUCAACCGAUCGCCUUCUUCACCAGCAGAGUCCAACUGAAACCAAAAAGAAGCAUCAACACUCUUCAUGUGUUGCACAUUUGUAUUUAUUUAUGGCAAACUGCUGUUUUAUAUGACUUGAAAUAAACAUGGUUCUCCUGA